GUCAGGUCUGCUACACAGCGGAGGGUCAGCGGUCCCGGUCCGCCAAGUAGACGCCGCCGCCGCUUUCACUCCAGUGGCGUGGUCUUUGUCGCAAAUUUCUUUUCUAUUUUGCUUCUAUUUUUUUCGGAUUCCACCAGAUCGGUCAGCAUGGGCAAAAAAGAGGAAGAGGAGAUCAUCAGAAUUGCGAAGAAGAUGGAUAAAAUGGCGCAGAAGAAGAACGGGGCCGGUGCUUUGGACCUAUUGAAGGAGCUGCGGAGCGUCCCCAUGACCCUGGAGCUGCUUCAGUCCACCAGAAUCGGCAUGUCUGUAAAUGCCAUCCGCAAGCAGAGCACAGACGAGGAGGUGACAGCCUUAGCCAAGUCCCUGAUCAAGUCGUGGAAGAAGCUAUUGGAUGAGCCUGGAGGUGGAGAUAAACCUUCAGACGAGAAGAGGAAAGAGCAGACGACACCCGUUGUUUCUCCCUCACAGGGAAGCCCAGAGGCGAAAGAAGAAAGCAGCUCCAGCAGUAAUUCCAGCAGUAAGAGCGAACCCACCGAAGUUGCUCCCAACACGUUAAUCAACACUUUUCCUCGGGCCCCGAGCACCUCGGACUCUAUCAGGCUCAAGUGCAGAGAGAUGCUGGCCAAUGCUCUGCAGACUGGAGAUGAUUAUAUUGCAAUUGGUGCUGAUUGUGACGAACUUGGAGCGCAGAUUGAGGAAAGCAUCUUCCAGGAGUUUAAGAACACAGACAUGAAAUACAAAAACCGCGUGAGGAGCCGGAUCUCAAACCUGAAGGAUAUGAAAAACCCAAACUUAAGGAGGACGGUGCUCUGCGGGAGUGUAACCCCUGAGCGGAUGGCGAAGAUGACGGCGGAGGAGAUGGCCAGCGAUGAGCUGAAGGAAAUGAGAAAGAAUUUGACCAAAGAGGCUGUCAGGGACCACCAGAUGGCCACCACAGGAGGCACUCAGACUGAUUUAUUCACCUGUGGCAAAUGCAAGGGGAAGUGCUGCACCUACACACAGGUCCAAACUCGCAGUGCUGAUGAGCCAAUGACCACGUUUGUCUUCUGCAACCAGUGCGGAAAUAGAUGGAAGUUCUGCUGAAUCUGCAGGCGGCGUCCACGGCACUCCGGCACGUAGCAAAACUCCUGGACCAGGUUCUAACUAUCUGCAGCAGAUUGGAGCUUUCUGUGGUACAUGGUACACGACACGCCAUACAACGAUGCCACUGCGGUUACUGUUUGAAUAAAUAUCCUGUUAAUAGAUUGAGCUCAUCGUCAGUCCCCACUGCCCCCCCCUCCCC
Stegastes partitus (bicolor damselfish) is the source of this 1282-nucleotide messenger RNA. It is a transcript of the gene tcea1, whose product is annotated as transcription elongation factor A (SII), 1. Gene Ontology annotation, biological process: transcription elongation by RNA polymerase II; DNA-templated transcription; positive regulation of transcription by RNA polymerase II. Bases 148 to 1083 code for a protein of 311 amino acids. The record is from RefSeq and is a predicted model, not a curated record. Gene Ontology annotation, cellular component: nucleus. The transcript has 10 exons. Lineage: Eukaryota; Metazoa; Chordata; Actinopteri; Pomacentridae. Gene Ontology annotation, molecular function: zinc ion binding; nucleic acid binding.